UUAUUAUUAUUAUUAUUAUUAUUAUCGAUUAUUGAUCGUUAAAACUCAUUGAAUCUGUUUGCAAUAUAUAAUAAAUGAGAAUCGUACUGUUGUUAUGACACCAGGUCGUUUGUUAUUUGAUUGUCAUUGAAAGAAACUUGAGAACUGGAAACAACAAAUAGAACAAAAUUAUCAAUAUUGAUAAUUGGUUCAAUAAUUAAAGUAUCGUUGAAUUAUUUAUGCUGUAGCCAUGAUAAUCCAUUGGCUACGUGGUGAUAAACUCAUGGUUUCCGAAAGUAACCGAUCAUUUAUUCUAUUGUCUUUGUUAUUGUUAAUAAUUACACCCAGAUUCGGACAAUCAACAUUAAGCCGAUCUGAUCGUCGCCCCUCAAAAACACAUCAGCCCAUUGAACCAAAUCCACCAGUACUGGAGACUGUACAGGAACGAUCAUUGGUCGUUUCGAAUGUCAAACCAAAAGAUAUUAUACGCGAACAUCAAUCCUAUAGUCUUAAUGGACGACAAACAAAAAAUUUCAACGGAACCGUUCUGGCCUACGUGACGCCUUGGAAUUCACAUGGUUACGAUAUUGCUAAAUUGUUUGCGCAAAAAUUCACUCAUAUUUCACCCGUAUGGCUUCAAGCCCGAUUGAAUAAAGAGGAAAAUGAUAUUAUUGUCGAAGGAAAACAUGAUAUUGAUUAUGGAUGGAUGCAAGAAUUACGCACUGAAAACGAUCGAAUCAAAAUUGUACCACGUGUUCUUUUUGAACGGAUGACCCAUUCACAGUAUUUACAAUUGAUCACCGAUUCUUCAUUAGCACGACAAAUUGGUCGACAUUUAGCAGAUCUUGCACGAAAAUAUGAAUUCGAUGGUUAUGUGAUAGAGAUAUGGCGGGCAUAUGCCGGUCAACAUCGAUUAGAUCUUGCACGAAUGUUUGAAUGGAUUACUGACGCGCUGUCGCUAUCAAAUCUUGAGCUUCAUAUUGCCGUCCCACCUCCCAUUUAUUAUGGCGAUUCUCUUAGCACAUUCCAAAAAGAUGACAUUGAACGUCUAGCACCAUAUAUUCAGGGAUUUUCCGUUAUGACAUAUGAUUAUUCUGAUCCAUCAAGACCGGGUCCUAAUAGUCCACUGAAUUGGAUACAAAAAUGUAUUCGACUUUUAGCACCAAAAGAUACAAGUCCAGUACUAAAAAAAAUUCUAAUCGGAUUAAAUUUCUAUGGUAAUGAUUAUUCAAUCACUGGUGGAGGACCAAUUCUUGGCACACGAUACAUAGAAAUUUUGAACAAACACCGACCAAAAAUUCUCUGGGAUGAAUCAUCAGCUGAACAUUAUUUUGAAUACAAAGAAUCUUCUGGUCGUAAUCGUGUAUUUUAUCCGACUUUAUAUUCCAUACGAAAACGUAUCGAAUUGGCAAUAAAAAUGGGCACCGGAUUAUCCAUAUGGGAACUCGGUCAAGGAUUAGAUUAUUUCUAUGAUAUUCUAUGAAUCUUGUUGUAUGCACAUUGAAAAUAGUAACAUAAAAAUUCAUCAAAAUAAAAAAUGAAAUGAAAAAUA
This is a messenger RNA of Dermatophagoides farinae (American house dust mite), 1531 nucleotides long. RefSeq names its product chitinase domain-containing protein 1. Gene Ontology annotation, cellular component: endomembrane system. The record is from RefSeq and is a predicted model, not a curated record. Lineage: Eukaryota; Metazoa; Arthropoda; Arachnida; Sarcoptiformes; Pyroglyphidae. Gene Ontology annotation, molecular function: chitin binding; oligosaccharide binding. Gene Ontology annotation, biological process: carbohydrate metabolic process.